AUGCUGCCCAUGGCAGCAGCAGAGGCAGUACCUGAACGAGGGCAGCAGUUGCUGUGCUGGGUCAUCGCGCCGUACGCGGGAUGUGCUCCAGCUCUGGGUGGGACGGAGGAGGAAAGCUCUGCUCCCGCCCAAACCAAGAAACCGGAGGAAUCUUCCCCAGCAGAGCCUCUGGUUAAAAUUAAGCUGGGGGAAGACGAAACUGAAAUAGAAUGUUUAAUCGAUACAGGAGCUACUUAUUCAGUUUUGAAUACGAAGAAACAUGAGUUAGGAUAUGAUACUGUAAGAAUUAUUGGUGCGACAGGAAAGCCGGAGACGCGGCCCUUCUUUAAACCUCUAAAAUUUAAAAUUGGAAAACAAUGGGUAACGCAUCAGUUUUUGUAUCUACCAGGUGCACCAAAACCUUUAAUAGGCCGAGAUCUACUAGAAAAACUAGAAGCUGAAAUAAAGUUUAAGAAUGGAGAAGUAGAAGUGUCAAUACCUGAAUCUAAAUUUGUCCAAGCUUCAAUACUAUUAUUGCAGGAAAUUGAGCAAGUGAAAAGAAAAAUCCCGGCUGAAGUUGAGGAUGCAGUGAUCCCUGUCGUCUGGGCAGGAGAAAUACCUGGAAAAUCAAAGAGGGCUGAACCCGUAAGAAUAGACCUUAUACCAGGAUCAACACCGGUAAGAUUGAAACAGUAUCCCUUAAAAUUAGAAGCUAAACUUGGAUUGGUACCUAUUAUACAAAAGUUUUUGAAAUAUGGGUUAUUAAGAGAAUGUGAAUCUAAGUAUAAUACUCCAAUUUUACCUGUUAAGAAAGCUGAUGGAAAAUCUUACAGAUUAGUCCAGGAUUUGAGAGCAGUAAAUCAAAUUGUCCAAGAUAUACAUCCGGUAGUGGCAAAUCCGUAUACAUUAUUAACUGCACUCACUGAGGAUCAGGGAUGGUUUACAGUUUUAGAUUUAAAAGAUGCCUUUUUCUGCGUCCCACUUGAUUCCGGAAGUCAGGAAUUGUUUGCCUUUGAAUGGGAGAAUCCUGAGACUGGAAGGAAAACCCAGUAUACUUGGACUGUAUUACCGCAAGGAUUCAAAAAUAGUCCAACAAUCUUUGGAAAUCAACUAGCAAAAGAAUUAGAAUUAUGGAGACAAGAAAAUAGAAAUGGAGUAAUGCUACAGUAUGUCGACGAUAUACUAAUAGCUGGGAACUCCCGAGAGGAAUGCUUGGAACUGACAGUCAGUUUAUUAAAUUUCCUCGGACUCAGUGGUUACCGAGUGUCGAAAGGAAAGGCCCAAAUUGCACAGGAAACUGUAAUAUAUUUGGGCUUUGAAAUUCUGAGGGGACAGAGACAAUUAAGUAAUGAAAGGAAAGAAGCUAUUUGUCAGCUUCCAGAACCUCGAAAUGUUCAUGAGUUGAGAACCUUUUUAGGAAUGGUGGGAUGGUGUCGUUUAUGGAUUGCUAACUAUGGACUGAUGGUAAAACCCUUGUAUGAAUUAUUGAAGUCAUCAAAAGGUCCCCUGCAAUGGACAAAUGAAGAUCGAAAUGCAUACAUUCAACUCAAAAGAGCUCUGAUGAAGGCCCCAGCUUUGGGACUGCCUAAUUUAGAAAAGCCAUUUGAAUUAUUUACUCAUGAAAGACAAGCAAUAGCCCUUGGAGUUUUAACCCAGCGACUGGGAGAAUAUAAAAGGGCUGUGGCCUACUUUUCUAAACAACUUGAUCCGGUGAGUCAAGGAUGGCCAAGUUGCCUAAGAGCAGUAGCUGCAACAGUGUUAUUAAUACAGGAGGCUCGAAAACUUACUAUGGGACAAAAGAUAACUGUUUAUGUUCCACACAUGGUGACCACAGUAUUGGACCAGAAGGGUGGACAUUGGUUGUCUCCUAGUAGAAUGCUAAAAUAUCAAGUAGUACUAAUAGAACCAGAUGAUGUGACCUUAAAGACUACUGCCGUGAUUAACCCUGCCAUGUUUCUCUCAACUCGACAAGAAGGCGGCAAACCGGAACAUGAUUGUCUGCAGACCAUUGAGGAAGUCUAUUCAAGCAGACCCGAUUUAAAGGAUGUUCCCUUGCAGAAUCCAGAUUGGGAGCUAUACACGGACGGCAGCAGCUUUAUGAAAGAGGGAAAGCGGGUAUCAGGAUAUGCAAUCACCACCGUCGAAACAGUGGUGGAAGCACAAGCACUGCCCAGCAAGACGUCAGCUCAGAAGGCCGAACUGAUAGCUCUCACCCGAGCUCUACAGUUAAGUGCAAAUAAGUGUGUGAAUAUUUGGACAGAUUCUAAAUAUGCUUUUGGAGUAGUGCAUGCACAUGGAGCAAUUUGGAAGGAAAGAGGAUUGUUAUCCUCACAAGGUACGGAGAUAAAGCAUAAAGAAGAGAUCUUGAGUCUACUGGAGAGCAUAAAGGCUCCGGCUGCUGUAGCUAUUAUGCAUUGUAAAGCUCAUCAGUCGGGACAAACCGCUCAGGAGCGAGGAAAUAAGCUGGCUGAUUUGGCCGCAAAGCGGGCUGCAGAAAAAGGCAUAGAAGAAAAUGUAUUAGCAAUAGUGCCAGGAAAACGAAUCUCCCUUCAAGAGAACCCUAUUUACGAUAAACAAGAUAAAAGACUAAUCGAAACUUUACAAGCAGAAAGACGAGAAGACGGAUGGGCAGUUACACCUACAGGUUUAGUAGUAAUACCACAUUCCCUUAUGAAUAGUUUAGUAAAGGAAGAACAUAACACUGUGCACUGGGGGACUGAAAAUUUGUUAAAACAUUUACAGAAGUCGGUUAUUAGCAGAAAUAUGGUGGAAAUUAUUAAGUCAAUCACACAAAGAUGUGAGCUAUGUUGUAAAAACAACCCAAAAACACAGAAUAAAAUUCAAUUUGGAAAAACUACUGAGGGACAGGCACCUGGGGAGUAUUGGCAAAUAGAUUUUACCGAAUUGCCAAGAAAAGGAGGACUAAAGUAUUUGUUGGUCCUUGUGGAUACCUAUACAGGAUGGCCUGAGGCCUUUCCAUGUCGCACCAAUAAAGCAAAAGAAGUAGUAAAAAUAUUAUUAAAAGAAAUAAUUCCAAGAUUUGGAGUACCUUUAGGGAUGUCAUCAGAUAGGGGUCCACAUUUUAUAGCCAAAGUAGUUACCGAAAUAAGCAGACUGUUAGGUAUUAGCUGGGAUUUACAUACCCCUUAUAGGCCUCAAUCUAGUGGUAAAGUAAAAAGAAUGAAUUACACCCUCAAGACUCCGUUAAGUAAGAUAUGUCAGGAAACCUCAAUGAAUUGGACACAGGCCUUGCCUUUAGCUUUGUUAAGAAUUAAGUCCAACCACAAGGUAGACAACAUUUCAGCCUGUACAAAUUGA
Messenger RNA from Pygoscelis adeliae (Adelie penguin), 3297 nucleotides. RefSeq names its product protein NYNRIN-like. The transcript is spliced from 2 exons. Gene Ontology annotation, molecular function: nucleic acid binding; RNA-DNA hybrid ribonuclease activity; aspartic-type endopeptidase activity. NCBI's taxonomy places the organism in Eukaryota, Metazoa, Chordata, Aves, Sphenisciformes, Spheniscidae. The coding region runs from base 1 to 3297 and encodes 1098 amino acids. Gene Ontology annotation, biological process: proteolysis; DNA integration. The record is from RefSeq and is a predicted model, not a curated record.